Colias croceus (clouded yellow) is the source of this 3529-nucleotide messenger RNA. RefSeq lists its product as uncharacterized. The record is from RefSeq and is a predicted model, not a curated record. The transcript is spliced from 12 exons. Gene Ontology annotation, biological process: phosphatidylinositol dephosphorylation. NCBI's taxonomy places the organism in Eukaryota, Metazoa, Arthropoda, Insecta, Lepidoptera, Pieridae. Gene Ontology annotation, molecular function: inositol-polyphosphate 5-phosphatase activity. The coding region runs from base 198 to 2402 and encodes 734 amino acids.
UUGAAAGGGCGAGGAGGGCGAUAUUGCUUUAUCGUGUAAAAUUAUUUUAAAUUGUGUUAGCAAAAUAAACGUAACUACUGUAAUAUUAUAUGCGGUGUCUGUAGUUAUAAUGUACCUGUGUAACAAUCGCGGCGUGGCUGCCACAUAGCGCCUGUAUUCAACCUCGUUGGACUAAAUUGUUUUGAUUGAUUUUCGGUAUGUUGAAGUUUAAAAAAAUGGGUUCAGAUAAAGUGCCUCUUCUAUUAGUGACUGCAAACGUCGGAUCUAUCUUCGAAGAUCCAUCCGUCAUGCUACCAAUAUGGACCGCAGAAUUCCUGCAAGCAGUAUCAAGAAUGGACCCCAAAUUCAUAGCCCUGCACUUACAAGAGGUUGGCGGCAAAGCAUACGAGAAAUCAAUGCAAUAUGUGAAGGACUUCGUUCAGAGGCUCUGUGAUUGUCCAGAACUUCGGCUGUUCGAUAAGAUAAGGAUCUAUCUGGAUGAAGACUUCAGCUCGCCGGAGAAGUUUACGGCACUAGGCAACAUGUACUUCGCCCAUACCUCGCUCACGGAUCUCAAGGUGUGGGACUUCGAAAAGAGGAAUUAUGUAGAAGCCUCUGGUAGAGAGGUUAACAGCGGUAAUAUAGAGAAGGUCACUACUAAGGAGAAGGUUAAGUUCCCGCAGCAUUUCUUCCCUGAGUGCAAAUGGUCACGCAAAGGUUUCAUGCGCACGCGCUGGUCGAUCCGCGGAACGGCUGUGGAGUUUGUGAACAUACAUCUGUUUCAUGAUGCUUCUAAUCUGUUGGCUUUAGAGCCUUUUCCGUCUGUAUACUGCCGAAGUCGUCGUCGCGCGUUACGUCACACGUUACGUCAUCUGCACUCGGAUGUUAACGCGGCGCCGUAUUUCAUAUUCGGCGAUUUUAACUUUCGCACCGAUACUGGGGCUGUUGUUAAGAAAGUGACCGAAGAUCUUCAAGCUAGUCGCGUACAAAAUGGCGCCAACGUGGAUUCUUCCAAACUACAAUAUAGAUCUAAAAACGACGAUAGAACUAUACUCACGAUUGGCAAGAAGGAAUUCGCGCAUGUAGACCAUCAGAAGAUAUUUAGGGAGUCUUGGUUGCUAAAAUACGACAGAGAGCUAGAAGCCCUAAAACCGCAUUUAUACGAAUUUCCAGUUAAAUUUCCACCUUCAUACCCAUUUGAAGAAGAUGUGCAUCUACCCACACAUUAUAUGAAGACCAGAUGUCCAGCGUGGUGUGAUAGAAUUCUUUUGUCUCAAUCUGCGAGAUUAUUGGUGCAAGAUCGUUCAGAAAAUAGAGUCCAUAACUCCAGGAAAUCGGUAACCGAUUCAACGGAUAGUGGCAGUGGAAGAUUGUCAUCAUCAGAUAGCAGUCCGGCUAGAUCUGCUUCUCCGGCAAGGCAUAAUCAGUGGAGUCCCGGAAAAAAGCUGGAAAAGAAAGGCAGCAUGGCUGAAAUAGACGCUCUCAGUGUGCCCGGCAACACUGUCAGCAGGAAGAGCAUCGCCGACCCCACUAGCGUGCAGCAGGCUAUUAGCGCCAGAGUAUCCGACUCAGAAACGUCACCGUCCCGUCGCAAACUUGUCCGCAACCAAUCCGAAGGGUCACCGAAAACUGGUGACACUUCGGAAUUGAGACGUUUAAUAGAUGUGCCGACUAGACGACGCAAUGAAUACGGUGUGAUUGGUGACGCUACGUGUAUGGGGGAUCAUAAGCCGAUAUAUUUACGAGUGAUGCUGCAAAGCGACCGAGGUACAGUAGCGUGUUGUGAGAAUAGAUUGCCGUGUGUAUUAUGCUCUUGCGCACGACUAACCCCCACCCCUAGGCCAAAACUUCCCAGACUACCCACAGACCCAGACCUGUACUCAACAAAAAACCCCAAAACCAUUCUAUCCGGCAGCCACCCGGACAAACUAUUAUCCGACGAAUACAGAUUAAAAAGAACCCGCACGGGAUCGUUAAACGAAAAAAUCUUAAGAAUACCAUACGUCGAAAUCACUAGUGCUGACUAUUCGAGUUAUCACGAUAUAUUCGUUAACGAUAUAGAUACAACACUAUUGAGUGCGAGACAAUGCCUCGAUCCGUAUACCCCAGAAAGUAUCGAUUCACAUUCCCCAGUCGAUGCAUCCGGCUCGGAGGACCAAACGGAAAUAAUCGAUGCCAAUAUCGAUUUGAAAUCGAAAUUUAAUCGGGAUCGCAGCGUGUCGCCGACGCAAUUGAAGAAUCGAUUGGAUCGAUUGUUGAGUGCAAACGACGAUGUUCCUAAAUUGCAAAGGUUGGAUAGUAAAGAGUCGUGCAAGUCGGAUAAUAGUAGGAAGGGAGGGUUGUGUUGUUUGGCGCUCAAAUGUUACGGUUUUUGUAGACGACGCGCUCGUAAAGUUAAUUGUAGCUGCUUUAAUUGCACUUGAUUUUUUGUCUGUGGAAAUUGAACUGUGACGUAUAAUGUUUGACUUUGUUGUAAAAUUUAGAAGAUCGUUACGAUGACGUAUUAAAGCAGUAUUAUUUCCAGUUUGCGUGCAAGACGACGAAUAUAGUAAUUCUCUCAUACUGGAAAUAAUACUGAUUUUAGAUAUGGUAAUUCCACAGUUGUGACGUAAUUCAAUCAGAUUGUGUUAUUUGGAAUGAUUAACAUUCCGAUCGUUUAGAUUUUUUGACGUUGUUCGGUCGAGUUGAAUGAACUUUGAAUUUGAAAUUAGUUUUCUUGAAUAAGAAUUGAUGUUGUUCAUUUGUGUUCGAUAUACUUUGAAUGUGCAAUAAAAUGGACGUAAUUCAAUUCGACCUGCACUUGAAUUUGGAGUAAGUAGUUUAAAUUCCAAGAUGACAUUUUCUGACUCAAUCUGAUUGAAUGAAAUGUGAACAUUUUAAUUUCCAAAGGCUGUAGUUUAGAUAUUUUUAUUACCAGUGUUACUGCUGAAUCUGACGCUUAAGCGACGGGCAUGCAUUUAUUACGCAUGCAUUUAAUGCAAUCUGAACCAAUUUAUACUUAAUUUAGUACUUAUUUUUAAGAGUUUUAUAGACUAGUCGAAUGCACGGCAAACAAUUAUGAGUAUUUCGUAUAAAUUAAACGCAUUUGACUUUCUUUGAUUUGAAAUGCAGUUUUUAAAGCUGUGCUUAUUUAAGAAAUUAUACCAAAUCUUUGUCAUUCUAGUCUAGUUUUACUCAAGUUAAUCGUUUGUCCCUUUCUGGUGCUAUCAACGUGUAGGUGUGAAAGGGAUAAAAGUAUAGUUAUUGUACUCAGUGUAUAAAAGUAUUAUAUUUAGACUUAUAUUAAGGUUAAAAUUAACAUUUGACAGAUAUCUCAAAAACACCAGUAAUUAUUGCUUAAAUAAUUUUGUACUUAAAGUGAUAACUUAAAAUUAUACAAAUGCGGGUAUUUGUACUUUUUAUAACAUUGUGUACGCGAACGCUCAGUCACGACUCGAACGUCGUAGCGAGCGGUUGUGUGGACACGUUUUCAUUUGAAUUUCGACUGACAUAACUUGCAUUUUUAACAAGUUCAUUUAACAGUAAAUGUUUCUAGUCGUAAUUUUUUUAA